Messenger RNA from Indicator indicator, 2991 nucleotides. It is a transcript of the gene PLEKHM2, whose product is annotated as pleckstrin homology and RUN domain containing M2. Gene Ontology annotation, molecular function: kinesin binding. Gene Ontology annotation, biological process: Golgi organization; lysosome localization; positive regulation of membrane tubulation. The record is from RefSeq and is a predicted model, not a curated record. The transcript is spliced from 20 exons. Bases 1 to 2991 code for a protein of 996 amino acids. Lineage: Eukaryota; Metazoa; Chordata; Aves; Piciformes; Indicatoridae. Gene Ontology annotation, cellular component: endosome membrane.
AUGGAGCCGGCGGAGGUGAAGGAUCGCAUCCUGGAGAACAUCUCCCUCUCCGUCAAGAAGCUGCAGAGCUACUUUGCUGCCUGUGAAGACGAGACCCCAGCCAUCAGAAACCACGACAAGGUCCUGCAGCGCCUGUGCGAGCAUCUGGACCAUGCUCUGCUCUAUGGCCUCCAAGACCUUUCCUCAGGCUACUGGGUGCUGGUGGUGCACUUCACCCGGCGGGAGGCCGUCCGGCAGAUCGAGCUGCUGCAGCACGUGGCCACCAACCUGGGACGCAGCCGGGCAUGGCUCUACCUAGCCCUCAAUGAAAACUCCUUGGAGAGCUAUUUGAGGCUGUUCCAGGAGAACCUGAGCCUGCUGCACAAGUACUAUGUCAAGAAUGCCCUGGUUUGCAGCCACGACCACCUGACCUUGUUCCUGACGCUGGUGUCUGGGCUGGAGUUCAUCCGCUUUGACCUGGACCUGGACGCUCCCUACCUGGACCUGGCCCCAUACAUGCCAGACUACUACAAGCCUCAGUACCUGCUGGACUUUGAGGAGCGCCUGCCCAGCUCUGUGCAGGGCUCUGACAGCCUCUCCCUCAACUCCUUCAACUCUGUCACCUCCACCAACCUGGAAUGGGACGACAGUGCCAUCGCCCCCUCCAGCGAAGAUUAUGAUUUUGGAGAUGUCUUUCCAGCAAUGCAAGCCAUGCCCAGCAGAGACUGGGAAGAUGGAGACCUCACAGACACCCUCAGCUGCCCACGCUCCACUGCCUCGGAGGCCAACGGCAGCAAGGCCUCCGUGAAGAGCCCCACGCAGCGCCACAACCCCUUCAACGAGGAGAGGGCUGAGGGCACGUCCUCCACUGAGACCACCCCAGUGCACACAGCUGCCCAGGAGAAGGCAGAAGCCACCCCUGAAGGAACAGACCAGUCAGAGAGCUGCACGGAGCUGGAGGUCAUCAGGUUAGCCAAGAAGAAGAGAACAGGCAAGAAGAAAAAGGCGAAGGAGCCGGUGGCCGCCUGCGUGGCUGCAGAGCCCGAGGGCCACCCUGCGUGCGGGGCCGUCGGCGUCAAUGGACUCAGCGACAGGGAGGAGCCUCCGGGACCCCCCGCGCCGGAGCCCGGCCCCGGCGGGCGGGGGGAGGGCUCCGCCCUGGGCCAGCUGGCUCUGCGCAUCCCCGAGAUGAAGGACAGGUCCAUGGAGAGCCUGGGGCAGCCGCUCAGCAAGGUGAUGGACAGGCUGAGCGGGCAGCUGGACCCCGGCGGCUGGAGCGGCUCCCCGCAGCCCCCCGGGCAGCCCUUUCGGACCGGCACGCCAGGGGACACCCCGGACAGAUCGUCCCCUGGCGGCUUUGGUGAGGGGAUUUCAGCCCCCAUGGACUUCUACCGCUUUACCCUCGAGAGUCCAAACGCUGCUGCAGCAGGUGGUGGCCACCAUGACGCUGCAGGGCCUGGCCAACCGCCACAUGUUCCUGGUAGCCCUGAGGCUCCUGAAGAAGAAGCAGGUGGAGAGGGAGAAGCAGUUGAGGCGGUAGAGGAGUCUGGAGAGGCAAGUGACGGACCCCAGCCUGGCCAGACAGACAUCAGCGACCCCCAGGUUCUCCACGACGCAAAGAAGGAGCAGCCCAGCCCUUCCCAGAGCAGUGCUGAGGACUCUGGUGUGGAGGAAGGGCAGGGCAGCCCCUCGGAGCUGAGCCACCCCUCUGAGUUCAGGGUGGAUAACAACCACCUCCUGCUGCUGAUGAUCCAUGUCUUUCGGGAGAACGAGGAGCAGCUGUUCAGGAUGAUCCGAAUGAGCACUGGGCAUAUGGAAGGGAACCUGCAGCUGAUCUACGUCCUGCUGACCGACUGCUACGUGUAUCUGAUCCGCAAAGGGGCCGCGGAGAAGCCCUACAUGGUGGAGGAGGCUGUGUCCUACAACGAGCUGGACUACAUCUCGGUGGGGCUGGAUCAGCAGACAGUGACCCUGGUGUGCACCAACCGGAGGAAGCAGUUCCUGCUCGACACUGCCGACGUGGCCCUCACCGAGUUCUUCCUGGUCUCCUUGAAGUCAGCCAUGAUCAAAGGGUGCCGGGAGCCGCCAUACCCCAGCGUCCUCACCGACGCCACCAUGGAGAAACUGGCACUUGCCAAGUUUGUGGCCCAGGAGUCCAAGUGUGAGGCCUGUGACGUGGUCGUGCGUUUCUAUGGCCUGGUGCACUGGGAGGACCCCAUGGACGAGGCGCUGGGACCCCACGGCAGCAGCUCCAGCUCCAGCGCGGUCACCAAGGAUGGUGUCCUGCACUACAAGGCUGGCACCUCCUACCUGGGCAAGGAGCAGUGGAAGACCUGCUUCGUGGUGCUGAGCAAUGGGAUCCUGUACCAGUACCCAGACCGCACGGACGUCACCCCCCUGCUCUCCAUCAACAUGGGCGGCGAGCAGUGCGGGGGGUGCCGGCGCUCCAACACCACCGACCGGCCCCACUCCUUCCAGGUGAUCCUGACGGACAGGCCCUCGCUGGAGCUGAGCGCCGACAACGAGGAGGACAUGGCCGACUGGAUGCAGUACUUCUGCCAGGCUGUCUCCAAAGGGGUGAUCCCCCAGGGUGUUGCCCCCAUGCCUUGUGUGCCCUGCUGCCUGGUGCUGACAGAUGAGAAGGCCUUCACCUGCCAUGAGGACUGCCAGACCAGCUUCUUCCGCUCGCUGGGCACCGCGGAGCUCACCGACGUCACCGCGGUCUCCACAGAGGCUGGCAAGGAGUACUGCAUCCUGGAGUUUGCUCAGGACAGCAAACAGUUCCUGCCCCCCUGGGUCCUCUACUUUAGUUGCACUACAGAACUGGAGAGGUUCCUCUCGGCGCUGAACGUUGCAUGGAGGAACAUCUACCAGGUUGAGCUCCUGCACAAGGCCAUUCUGGACGCCACUGUCAGGAAGAAAUGCGAAGAUGCCCAGAGCCUCAUCGGCAGCGCCUGGCAGCGCAGCGACAGCCUCUGCCGCGGCCGGGCCGAGCGGGACCCCUGGUGCUAG